Malus domestica (apple) is the source of this 2191-nucleotide messenger RNA. Its product is annotated as MACPF domain-containing protein CAD1-like. Gene Ontology annotation, cellular component: plasma membrane. NCBI's taxonomy places the organism in Eukaryota, Viridiplantae, Streptophyta, Magnoliopsida, Rosales, Rosaceae. The record is from RefSeq and is a predicted model, not a curated record. Gene Ontology annotation, biological process: regulation of salicylic acid mediated signaling pathway; plant-type hypersensitive response.
UAUUACAGUCAACAGCAAGAGCUGCCCUCCUUCCUUCGGCUCUUUGGUACAAAGAGGAAGAAGAAGAAGGCCAAUCCCCACCAACUCUUUAGCCUAAAAAGCUAGCCGGCCAGCCAGCCAGAGAAAAACCCCAAAACAAAAAGCACUUUUGUAUUUCAAAUGAUUCCCCCAACAAGCUAGAAAACACCAACAACGCCAUCGAUUUCUUCUUCUCUUCUUUCUCAUCGCCACUGAAGGACAAAGCCGCUUCUCUCUCUAUGGAAUCCUCUGCGGCGGAGGAAAGAAUCUCCAGCUCCACCGCUCUGACCACCACUCUCUCCAACUCAAUCCAAGCUUUGGGUCGCGGCUUUGACGUCACUUCCGAUAUCAGGCUUCUCUACUGCAAAGGGGCACCCGGAUCGAGGCUCGUGAUUCUGGAGGAGGAUCAGGGGAAAGAUCUUGUUUUUUCUGAUGGGGUUGUUGUGCCAAAUGUGCCUGUCGACGUCGAGUUCGCGCCGGGGAAGAGGACCAUUGACAAAAUUCAUGUCUGCAGCUUCCAUGAGAUGGCAGAAUACUUCAACAAGAAAUCGGGUAUUUCAGGGCGUGUUCCCCUUGGAAGCUUCAAUGCCAUGUUCAAUUUCACUGGUUCUUGGCAAGUUGAUGCAGCAGCAACCAAAUCCCUUGCCAUGAUUGGAUACUUCAUUCCCCUAUACAAAGUUAAACUAGAAAAGGAUAAUUUAGUUUUGCAUGAGGAAAUUAAGCGUGCUGUUCCGUACUCAUGGGAUCCUGCAGCCUUAGCAAGUUUUAUUGAGAGUUAUGGUACCCAUAUCGUCACAUCUGCAACUAUUGGCGGAAGAGAUGUAGUUUAUAUCAGGCAGCACCAGUCAUCUCCUUUGUCAGCAGGGGACAUUGAGGAUUAUGUGAAAGACAUUGGUGAUCAUAGGUUUGUGGACUCAAAAAGCCAGUCAAAUCCAGGCCCAUUAAAAUACAAGGAUAAGGAUGUUACAGUCAUAUUCAGGAGAAGAGGGGGUGAUGAUCUUGAGCAGAGUCAUCCCAAGUGGGCCGAAACUGUACAACUAGCACCAGAUGUGAUUAACAUGACAUUUACACCCAUUGUCUCUUUGCUUGAAGGAGUGCCUGGAAUAAAGCACUUGAGUCGCGCGAUUGAGUUAUAUUUAGAGUACAAGCCACCAAUUGAAGAUCUGCAGUAUUUCUUGGAUUUUCAAAUUGCUCAAGUUUGGGCCCCGGAGCAUAAUAAUCUUCAAAGAAAAGAACCUGUGUGUUCAUCGCUUCAGUUCAGCUUGAUGGGACCGAAGCUUUACAUCAGUCCGGAUCAGGUAACAGUAGGCCGUAAGCCUGUCACAGGGCUUAGACUAAAUCUAGAAGGCAUCAAACAGAACCGACUGGCUAUACAUUUGCAACAUCUAGUGUCCCUUCCAAAAAUUCUUCAACCCCAUUGGGAUGCGCACAUGGCAAUAGGUGCACCCAAGUGGCAAGGUCCGGAGGAGCAAGACAGCCGUUGGUUUGAGCCAAUCAAGUGGAAAAACUUCUCCCAUGUAAGCACCGCACCGAUAGAGCACGUGGAGGCUUCUAUUGGUGACCUCUCCGGUGUUCACAUUGUCACAGGGGCUCAGCUUGGUGUUUGGGAUUUUGGUGCCAAAAAUGUAUUGCACCUCAAACUUCUCUUCUCCAAAGUACCAGGCUGCACUAUCAGGCGGUCUGUUUGGGAUCACAGCCCAGCCACCCCGUCUUCUGCACAGAGGACGGAUGGUUCUUCUUCAUCGCAUUUGAACAACAGAAGCUCUGACGAUAAAAAGGAAAAACUAGCAAAACUAGUGGACUUGACGGAAAUGUCAAAGGGACCGCAAGAUAUACCAGGUCAUUGGUUAGUCACUGGGGCUAAGCUUGGAGUCGACAAGGGAAAGAUUGUAUUGCGCGUAAAAUAUUCCUUGCUGAACUACUGAUCUUCGGCCUUUCCCCCCCCCCCCCCAGUAAUUGUAGGCUUUUCCACUAAAAUUUGAUAGUCCAACAUUCUUUGCACAGGCAACCCUUGUUCUGUACAUUUUCUUCUUUUUGUGUCUUAGCUAUCUUCUAGUGACAUCCUUAUUUGUCUGAGGGGUUUUCUUCUAGAAUCGGUUGAGAAGACAACGUAUGUUUCUGAAUAAUUAUAUACUAUUUUUACGUAAUAUAUGAAGUACUUUUUUCAGUGACA